AUGGAUUCUCAACGUCAUAAUAGAAUGAGAAUGAAUGUGCAACGUGAUAGACUAAGCAGCUUGCCAAACGACCUCAUCUAUAAAAUCCUCUCUUUUUUUGUCUUAAAAGAUGUUGAAUUGAGUGUUUUGUCAUCUAGAUGGAUGUAUAUGUGGAGAUCACUGCCAUAUCUCAAUUUGGCGAGUGAGGAUUUUUCUUCAUUGCCUAAGUUCUCGAAGUUUGUCAAUAUUUGUGGAAAAUAUGGUCCUUAUCAUCCACAGAGAAUAUUGCACUAUACAAGCUCUAGCUUUGUCAAAGAACUGACUAUGACACUUGAGAAAAAGUUUGAAUUCCCUAUUGAGUCCUUAGAUUUUGUGUCUCUAGAACGUCUCACACUCAUUGGAUCUACGAGCGGUUACCCCAUUACAAUGACACCACCCAAAUACCAUUUCAUGAUUCCCCCUUUGACAACGUUGCAUCUUGAAUAUGUCACAAUGUCUGAGGAAGAUUGUGUUAGCUUUUUGUCCCUGUGUGAAAAGUUGGAGAAUAUCACCCUAAACAAUUGCAGCAUAACAGGAUCUUAUCGAUUUAUUAUUGAUCAUCCUAAACUUUAUGACCUAAAACUUGAAAAUGGAAGCUGGCAGUCCAAGGCUGUUGAUGUGAUUGCACCUCAACUUAAGAAUCUCAUCAUCAUAAAUUGUGAUGGCGAUCAUCUGAUUUCUGCACCUGAGCUUACUUCCUUGCUAUAUAAAAGUGAGCGUUCUUUGCCAGUCAUUCCGGAUAGUUUACCUUCUUUGGAGAAGGUGGAUCUCUGUGUUAGUAAUCCAGACAAGUCAGAUGCUGCUAAAAUUGUUGAUCUACUUCAACAGCUUAAAAAUGUCAAAUUUCUGACACUCAGCUUGGAAAUUAUUGAGCUUCUUUCAUCAUCAGUGGAACUAAUCUCACAUCAACCUUCUCCAUUUACCGAUUUAACAAGUUUUAAGGUGUAUCCAGAAGUAUUGUCUGAACAAGCACGCAAAGGAGUUAACAUGUCUACUGAAGUCAAAAACUAUUUGUUAGAUAGCUCUCCAAAUGCCACCUUGACAUUAAUUUCACGUGAGGAUGUUAGAGCAAUGAAGGAUAGCACAAAACUUAAUGGCAGACCUAAGGAUGGCCAAAAGAGAGUGAUACAUAAGCCAGGGAGGGUAUUGUCAGAGAACCAGAGGGGACAACCAGGAAGAAAACUGCCAAUUGACGUUUGCAAAAAAUUGGCUAGUGCUAGGGACCAUUUGGAAGAUCUUAAUUAUCAGGUUCAGAUCGGGAGAACAAAGACUUGUCGUAUCAUGUCACACUUGCAACGUAUUGAAGAUUUACUCACAAAGGUACCAGCAUCAAAGAGGGAUAAACUGGAAGCACGUUUCUCUGGUUUGUGCAUAGAAGCAAACACUGUCUUGAAUAAAGUUAUUGAUCGUAUGAAGGUCCAAUGGGAUACGAGUGAAGGCCGUUUAAGAGACUGUUUUCAUGUUCUUGCUCCAGCAGUGCAGCCAUCUUCUUAGUGGUUCUCAUCUUUUGUUAUUUACCCCAAUAUUUUAGUAAAGCCUUUAAGAUUUUUCGCACUUAUGUACUACUUGGC
Erigeron canadensis is the source of this 1589-nucleotide messenger RNA. Its product is annotated as putative F-box/FBD/LRR-repeat protein At5g44950. The record is from RefSeq and is a predicted model, not a curated record. The transcript has 6 exons. Bases 1 to 1512 code for a protein of 503 amino acids. Lineage: Eukaryota; Viridiplantae; Streptophyta; Magnoliopsida; Asterales; Asteraceae.